AUGGAGAAAACCUGGUACAGACAGUUCCUUUCCCUUAGAAGGAACAUAAUCAUGGAUCCCAACUUACUAAAUAAUUAUCACCAAUUCCAGCUACUUAAGGCGUCUUGCCCAAAUAUAACAGCUGGUUACUUAUCAUCCUUGUGGAAUCUAAUAUACCAGUCACAUCAGCAGAACCAGUACAGCAAACCUAUGCCAUGGAUUGGGAUGUAUAUCGCAUUAGCAUCUCUGAUUUGCAUCCUUGCAAUGGUGGCUGAUCUUUUACAUGGUCUGAGGAACAGAAAGCUAUGGUUUCCGUGUAAAUAUUUCACUCUGAAUGCAGCUUCUCUCACUGUGAUAGCUGUUGCAAUAAAGCUACCCAUGGAUCUAACUAAUCUAACGCCAGGAUAUAUCGACCAGGGUGCAAAGCUUGGAAGCUUGGGCUUUAUGUGCACCAUGAUGGCUAAUUUAUUGCCAUCUCUAGCAACCAUGGACAGCAAGGAACUUUGCUCAAACAUGAUAGCUUUAGCAAUUCUCAAGUCCAAAGAGAUUCUAGAAUCCAAAUACCAAGCAGCUCAUGAAACAAAUUUAAAGAAUCAAGAGUUGCAGCAACCAGGAAGAUUAUUAACUGUUGAGAAGCUAAAGCAACAUGUGAGCAACUACUGGAUCAUGGCAGGAACUGGAAGCCCCCAGUUCAUGAUCGCUUGCUCAACUACAACCUCUGCUUCAGGGGUAAUAUGUGUUUUAAGCAAUGGCAUAAUUAUAUAUCUCUUGAGUUCCCUUUUUCAAAACCUAGGAGACCACAAUUCAGAUUAUAAGUGGUCAAUGUUGGUGAUUUUUACAAUACAAUCUAUCGGAACCAUAUUGGGUACAAUUGCCCCACUUGCCAGGUGUUUUGCAGCCUUAAGCUUUAAGUUGUCACUUAAAUGGAUUUGGAAUCAUGUCAAGGUCUCUAAAGUGGAGAGCUACUGGACUCAGAAGUUGUAUGAUUGGAAACAGAGUAGCCUACCAUUCCCAUCCAGUAGCCGCAAAUGCAAGAUUCUCAUCCAGCUUUUGAAAAUCCUAAGUCUCAGCAUUUGUAUAGGAUUCCAGAAGACGGUCGUGGUAGCAUGCAAGAUGAUAGCAGUGAUUCCAAUUCUGAUAGCCGUGAUUCCGAUUUUCUUUGUGAUAUGUUUCGUGUAUUGUUUCCGUUGUUUGAAGUGGUUAAAGGCCAUGUUUAGGGCCACAAGGACUGUCUUUGGACAAAAUCCCGUGCAUCUAGGGAAAGAUGAAGAUCUAAGCCGGUAUGUUUUGCAACUUCAAGACGACAUAGAGUAUGCUGAGAGAACACUGAAAGGCAUGUUAAAAUCUGUGAAUCGCUUGAUCAAAAAGGCGGAACAACAACCACCCAAGAACCUUAUGAAGCUUCUAGUGGAAUCUAGAGGUUUUGAAGGAGUUGAAAAGAUUGACAGCCAUCUUGUCUCGCCUUUACUUUCAGAAGAAUAUCUCAAUUGUUGGAGUUUGCCAUUGGUAACUCUGACAUCCAUCGUCAUGUCUCUUCCGAACAUUCAAAAGAACAAAGUUGAUUGCUUGGUGAGUGGUGUGAGUGAAGGUCUUGUAUAUGUCAAACUUGUGGAAGAAACCCUCAAUGCUACUGAUAAUCAUGUAAGAAUUCAAAAGGCAGCUAAAACUUUGUGGGUAGAAGUUGAAGUAUACCACAAAUGGUUAGGACACAAGCUGCCAAAACCUAAGCCUAGAGUAAAUACACCUGGGCAUAUUCUUCAAUGGUUAAGGAAUACAGCCAAGAACAUGGUCAUCAAGGUAGAAAGUAUGGAUAUCCAAGGCCGAAAGGAUAAUUCAAAAUACAGUUCUAUUUGUGCCAAUUCAAUGUAUCGUAUCAGUGAAACAAUCUUGCUCUCCUACCAUGAGAACAUUGAGGAAGUUAGCCAAGAGGAACUAUUUGCACAGUUAUCAUCAAUGAUCGCAGAUAUAUUAGCUGCUUGUCUCACCAACUUACCCCAAGUCAUUAUAAGGAAAUGCCACACAAGUGCCAUAGAGAAAAGGGAGGCGAGUGUCCAAGCUGCUGCCCAACUUCUUGGCGCACGGUGUCUAAAUCUAGGUGUCCACCAAUACUUCCACCUCCCGCCUCUAUCAGUGUCGAUUCAGAAUCGGAAGUCACAGGUUAAUCAAAUCGUUAAGAGUUUCAGUCUCAAUAUUGAAAUCGAUUUGGAAGUUCUGGAAUCGGAAUUUGAAAACGGGCAUCUCAUGUUUACAAUCAACGCCAACAACCAGAUUUUGAUCAAAACCGACAGUUCCGAACGCAAGGAUAUCUACCACAAUAUUAUGGACAAUUUUGGCCACUUAUCUACUUUAAUAAAUGAAGGACUAUGGUAA
Lactuca saligna is the source of this 2349-nucleotide messenger RNA. The record is from the annotation of a GenBank genome assembly. Lineage: Eukaryota; Viridiplantae; Streptophyta; Magnoliopsida; Asterales; Asteraceae.